AUGCUGGGCCUCGUUAAACGCGUUCGUUAUGCAUUGGUCAUAGAGUACGCACUGCCGCUCAUAUAUGGCGCCGGGUCACUGCACAAUGCCGCGCAGACGUCCAUGAAAAUGGACUGGAGUCUCGCCAAGGAUCUUAAACACUUCGACGUGUUGGUGCAAUGCGAUGAGCUCCACGUGGUGCCGUUUGGAGCCGUCAACACAACGCUGCCUACGACGCUGCUAGGACCAUUCAGUUCGAUUGACAUGCGCAGCACGUCCCUGCGUCCCCGACAUCCCUCCAUGAGUUAUUUUCUACCGCAAAUCUGCCGCCAUUCCCAUAUCGUAUUCAACAAUGUCCAUCCAAUGGGUACCGUGUCCAUUGGCGCGGCUAGGGCACGUCCAACACUUCGGUAUUAUGAUUGCCACAGUGGACGCAAGCUGGGUGCUUCAGCGCGCCAGAGAUGCCCUCCAUGGGUCACUGAGUUUGAUGGCUGCAAUGGUGACUAAAACCAUAGGACCACGAUGCCCAGUAGUGCAGCAGCGCGGUGAGAUGCCAGAGUGAAACGCGAUCGCUCGGUUGAUGCACACUGUUCUCGAUCUGGCCCAGUCGUUCAGGCCACCACAAAUCAUGACCUCCCUGGCCACGCCAGCGCAGGUGGACAUCUCGGCCUUGGAUGUGUAUCCCUCCUUCAAUUCCGACUCGACG
Messenger RNA from Aphanomyces astaci, 685 nucleotides. RefSeq lists its product as hypothetical. NCBI's taxonomy places the organism in Eukaryota, Oomycota, Saprolegniomycetes, Saprolegniales, Verrucalvaceae. The transcript has 2 exons. The record is from RefSeq and is a predicted model, not a curated record. Bases 1 to 486 code for a protein of 161 amino acids.